Messenger RNA from Pisolithus orientalis, 582 nucleotides. Its product is annotated as spindle assembly checkpoint protein. Gene Ontology annotation, cellular component: cytoplasm; nucleoplasm; kinetochore. The record is from RefSeq and is a predicted model, not a curated record. The transcript is spliced from 4 exons. Bases 1 to 582 code for a protein of 193 amino acids. NCBI's taxonomy places the organism in Eukaryota, Fungi, Basidiomycota, Agaricomycetes, Boletales, Pisolithaceae. Gene Ontology annotation, biological process: mitotic spindle assembly checkpoint signaling.
AUGGCUACAUCUCAAGCUCCAACCAGACAAGCAAUCACACUCAAGGGUUCAUGUAGCCUGGUCACCGAGUUCUUUAAGUAUGCCGCCAACACGGUUCUCUUCCAGCGUGGUGUAUAUCCAUCAGAUGACUUUCAUAUGGUGAAAAAGUACGGACAGACGGUGCUCGUGACCCAAGAUCUAGCGCUGGAGAAUUACCUUGACAGGUUCCUCGUCCUUGUUAUUAUCUCAAAAGACUCGCGGGUACCACUUGAACGAUGGGUCUUUGACAUCAAUGUCAUCGAGCCGCCCUCCGACUCCACAGAACCGUCACCCCAGAAACCGGAGUCCGAAAUCCAAGCCGAGAUUCGUUCCAUCCUCAAACAAAUCGUCUCUACAGUCACUUUCCUUCCUAUAAUUGACGACCCAACAGUCUUCAAUAUCCUAGCAUACACCAAAGAUUCGGCGGACGUCCCUGCAGACGAAUGGGUUGAUACAGAUCCGCUCGCAAUUGAAGCUAGCAAGAGCCAACAAGUCAAGCUGAGAAGUUUCUCCACAGACGUACAUAGGAUCGAGGCGAUGGUUGCAUAUCGGUAUGAGGGAUAG